AUGGGCUCUAACAAACCCCGCGGAUUACAAGCCGCGCGCAAGCUGCGCAACGACCGCCGCGAAAAUCGCUGGGCGGAUAAGGCGUACAAGAAACGUGCUCUCGGUAACAUAUAUAAGACUUCUCCUACUGGAGGUUCGUCGCACGCAAAGGGCAUCGUACUCGAGAAAGUCGGCGUUGAGGCCAAGCAGCCCAACUCGGCCAUUCGCAAGUGCGUUCGUGUCCAGCUGAUCAAGAAUGGCAAGAAGGUCACCGCGUUUGUGCCGAACGACGGUUGCCUGAACUUCGUCGACGAGAACGACGAGGUCCUCAUCUCCGGUUUCGGUCGCUCUGGCAAGGCCAAGGGUGAUAUUCCGGGUGUUCGAUUCAAGGUUGUGAAGGUGUCUGGUGUCGGUCUGCUCGCACUCUGGAAGGAGAAAAAGGAGAAGCCCAGGUCUUAA
Molecule: messenger RNA, 438 nt
Organism: Sparassis crispa
Lineage: Eukaryota; Fungi; Basidiomycota; Agaricomycetes; Polyporales; Sparassidaceae
Product: 40S ribosomal protein
Exons: 5
Coding region: 1-438 (145 amino acids)
Biological process (GO): translation
Cellular component (GO): cytosolic small ribosomal subunit; ribosome
Molecular function (GO): structural constituent of ribosome
Source: RefSeq, a predicted model, not a curated record